AACUUUUUUGUGACACUUCAAAUCUCAAGAUGAGUACGAUGGAGCCUGUGUUUUGGGCUCUCUGUAUAUCCAUCCUGGUCAGAGAUUAUGUAAGUGCGGUGCAACACAAUUAUGAAAUUUCAGCUGCAGAUCAUUGCUGUUGUACAAGUGCAGCUGCAGAUCAAUGCUGUUGCGCAAGUGCAGAUCAAGACCAUUGUGCACUGGGACAGAAUAUUGGAAUCAUAGAUCUAAUGCUACAUGACCCUCGCUUUGUUGCUGUGAGAAAAGGCUGGAAUAUAAGCAUUGAAUGCAGAAACAAGAAUGCCCUAGAGAACAGCAGUUUCUCAUGGAGUCUCACACAUUCAAAUGGUUCAGUCACCAAUUGCUUACCAGAUUCUUACAUAUCAAUGCAUGAAAACUACCUGAUACUUACCAAGAUCCAGAAACACCACAGUGGCACCUACUUCUGUAAAUUUAAUACAAGUGAAGGAGAGAAGACAUCACCCUGUGGAACUGAGCUGGUAGUGGUGGAUUGUGGGAAUCCGGUUGCUGCAAAAUCACGAAACACAAUGAAAGAUGCAAUCAUAAUGAUACAAACAAUCCUUAUUGUGCUCUUUCUACUUGUGCCUGGGAUAAUGCUAAUGGAAAUGAAUAAGAAGCGCAGUAUGAAGAUUGAGGACCAUACAUAUGAGGGACUUGAAGCAUAUCAGACAGCAACCUACGAGGAUAUUCAAAAUGUUCGUGUUCUUUCAGCUAAAAGCAUGGAGGCAGAACACCCAUGUGUUCAGUAGAAGCUAGCGUCGCUGGAUUUUCUGUCACGUUAUCUCUAAAUGGAGAAAUUAGCCUCACUACAUAAAACCUGAUUUGUACAGUACCUGAAUACACAGAUUAGGGCUUCAAUCCUGGCUGUGAACUCUACAUUGCUUGGUAAC
This is a messenger RNA of Pseudophryne corroboree (corroboree frog), 911 nucleotides long. It is a transcript of the gene CD79B, whose product is annotated as CD79b molecule. The transcript is spliced from 9 exons. Bases 30 to 770 code for a protein of 246 amino acids. The record is from RefSeq and is a predicted model, not a curated record. Gene Ontology annotation, cellular component: external side of plasma membrane; B cell receptor complex. Lineage: Eukaryota; Metazoa; Chordata; Amphibia; Anura; Myobatrachidae. Gene Ontology annotation, biological process: B cell differentiation; B cell receptor signaling pathway.